This is a messenger RNA of Tupaia belangeri chinensis (Chinese tree shrew), 3962 nucleotides long. Its product is annotated as histone H3.1. Bases 2177 to 2587 code for a protein of 136 amino acids. NCBI's taxonomy places the organism in Eukaryota, Metazoa, Chordata, Mammalia, Scandentia, Tupaiidae. Gene Ontology annotation, cellular component: nucleosome. The transcript has a single exon. Gene Ontology annotation, molecular function: structural constituent of chromatin; protein heterodimerization activity; DNA binding. The record is from RefSeq and is a predicted model, not a curated record.
GCCUUACCCACUACACCACCUGCCGGCCCCAAUUUCCUUUGUUUCUUGAGACUCUUCUGUCUUAUUGAUUCUGCAGUAAAGACCCCGCAAUGAUCCCUGGUGUGAUACCGACUCCGAGUGGCGUGACCUAUUACACCCACGUGGAACAGGGAAGGCGCCUGUUCAUUUUCCUUGUACGAUGAAUGGAAUGAUGCAAUGAAUGAAAGCCAGGGGAACGAGAAAGUAAGGAAGAAAGAAUGAAAGAAAAAAAAGCCAAAAAGAAGCAGGGAAUCUGAGCCAGAAGCGCGUACGCGAGGUUAUAAUAACCAGAGUCCCAAGCUAAGCAAGAAAUGAAAUGGGCUUGGAAACUCACUCCCAGCAGUCAGAGACGUACUUUGGAAACACUCCAAAACAGUAGGGAGACCAAACGUUCAGGUCCAAGAAAUGGGACAUCCCCAGAGCUAGUCCAGGGAAAACGGUGGGAGUGACAUCGUGUCCCUGUCGGUGGGAGUGACAUUGUGUCACUGUCAGGAAGUGCAGCUGUCCAAGUGGACAGGGCAGACAGAGGAAAGGGCACUGCAUUAGAAGGUGAGCGCCCGACGUGUGUCCUAGAAACCAGGGACAGGUGCUUUCAUCAUGGUCUAACAGCCCCGGCACCAACGAUGGAAUUAUUCUUUUGAUCUUUGGAGAAGGCCAAGAACAUGAGUGUGGUACACAUGACGCCGGGAAUAGAAAAUGGAGAACACGCUGCAAUGGAAUGGUACGAGACCUCUCCGUGAUGUGCUGGAAGAGACCGCUCACAAUUCCCAUGGCCCUGGACGAGAUGCCAAGGGCAAGGAACACCUGUUCAGCCCCUGCACAGAAGACCCAUAACGCCCCUAGCACACAACCCCUCACCCCGGGCAAAGAGUUUCUUGUUUCCCAUUUUCUUGGGAAUGCUUGUUUGGAAUCCUCUUAAAUAGCUGUGGAAUACUUUGCAAGUUCCAGGGUUAUAACCAGUAAAAAAAAAAAAAAAAAAAAAAAGAUAAACACACACUAAUGCGACCACCAACACACCAGCUCCCCCAGAGCUAAAAAAACAAGGCAGUAUUGAGAGCCACAAGAAGCAAACCGACAUUUAGAAUCUAAACUCUGAUUGGACCAAAGCAGCCAAUAAAUUCACAGAAUGUAACACAUAAUUUUGAAACCUCUCUUGUUAUUGGCUAGACUUCAAGCCCGUUGCAGAGAAUUCAUAGGCCGGUUCACAAUUCCACCCGAUGCUAUAAUCUCAUUCACUAACAAUCCGAACUUUUCAACAUUAAGUUUUUUUCCUUUUAAUUUUAUUAAGCAAUAGGAACUGUCGUUUUUCGACAUGAAGGAAAGGACUUGUUCUGCGGGUGAGUCCUGUCCCGGCGGCCGUGGUCGGGCGUGUCAUCCGCAGUGCAGGACAGCCUGGUCUCUCGGGGAGGAGCCCCGGCGCCGCGCGCCACCCCUCUUGACACCGUGUCGCCAUCUUUACAAGGAACGUUUUCAAGGUGUACUGUUUUCCUAGCGGGUUUUACCCUCAUACCGAGACUGACGUUUUAAAUUCAGCAAAGCAAGGCAAACACGCUAAAUCGCCCGCUUGAGUCAAAGGCGACUGGGAGCCGAGGGCUCCAAGAUUCCAGAAUUUUGCUGCGCGCCCCAGGGAUGAAGCGCAGUGUACAUUUAACCAACGCAUGCAAAAGACAGCGAUUCAAUGACUAAGCAAUUUACCCUAAGUAUAAAGAACUAGGGCUCCUACAGAGGUGCCUAGAACUUGUAUUUCUAAAUAGGUGGAUACGCUGGGAAUCCAAACCCAUCUGCUAAGAAAAUGGCGGUUAUGAAGAGCGGAAUUCUAAAGCACGUUGUCUGGAGAGCGUUCUGCUCCGUAAGCCACACAGGACGAAAACGCACGGGCGGCGAGGUCUGCCGUUACUGAGCCUGGGGCUCGUGUGCAGUGUGUAGCGUCUUCUCAAAAAUUUACAAGAUCAAUUUUUAAAGGACUGGCUGUCCUCGUUGAAAUUUUCCAAUCAGAAACUUCCAUUAAAAGCAUAAACCUACCAAAACCCGCUCCGGGCACUUCCGGAUGUCAGCGCCCACGACGCACAGGCGUUUUCCGUAGUCCAAUCAGCGCGGUCCGAUCCGGUAUAAAUAGAGAGCGAGGGGCCCGCUUCCUCACUCAACCCCUGCGUCAGCCAUGGCCCGCACUAAGCAGACGGCGCGCAAGUCCACCGGCGGCAAGGCCCCGCGCAAGCAGCUGGCCACCAAGGCGGCCCGCAAGAGCGCCCCGGCCACGGGCGGCGUGAAGAAGCCGCACCGCUACCGGCCCGCAACCGUGGCGCUGCGCGAGAUCCGCCGCUACCAGAAGUCCACCGAGCUGCUGAUCCGCAAGCUGCCGUUCCAGCGCCUGGUGCGCGAGAUCGCGCAGGACUUCAAGACCGACCUGCGCUUCCAGAGCUCGGCCGUCAUGGCGCUGCAGGAGGCGUGCGAGGCCUACCUGGUGGGGCUGUUCGAGGACACCAACCUGUGCGCCAUCCACGCCAAGCGCGUCACCAUCAUGCCCAAGGACAUCCAGCUGGCGCGCCGUAUCCGUGGGGAAAGGGCGUAAACUGCUGUACUUGAGACAAAGGGACAAAAAACAAAGGCUCUUUUCAGAGCCACCCACGUUGUCUGAGGAGAGUUGUGACACCUGGCCUCGAUGCCCUUGGACCUUAAUUGUUAAAACUUAAAACAAAAUACUUAGGGGUUGUGGCCCUUUCUGAAAAUUUCAGCAGACUAUUUUAUCUUGGAUAGUUUCCUGAGAUUUGCUACAGGGUGUGUUCAGUUGCUAGAGAAACGCUCCUCACUGGCCGCAUUGCAACCCUCUGUUUUCUACCUUUGGCCAUUCAUACGGAGGUUGCCAAGUGCUUUUCAAGCCGCCAGGGUCGAGAUCGGAGCCGUGGAGUCAGCCAUGUGCGGUAUAGCUUCCUUUGUCACCCGACCUUGCAGUUCUUCCGCCUCUCCACAGUGUACGCGCUGGACCUGCCCUUCUGUUCCCCUGGCUGCCGGGCGCAGCGGCCUUCCCCUUAGGGUUUUGCUACUUUCCCAGCCGCUGCGUCUUCCUUUUCUGACUCCUGGCGCUCUUCCAGUGGGCUCCCUGCCUGGACGCUGUCUGAACCUCUGGUCAGUAGGCACCGGUUUCAGGGGCUUCCCUAGGGACUUAUGGGGUCCCCAGGGCCUGUCUGAACAAUCAAGGAUUCAACCCCAUGCCCCUGCUGGGGAACCCCAAAGGACCAGGCUCCUGCUAAGGAGCCACUGGCUGGCUGGCUGACCUCCCCGAGUAUUGGUACUGAACAGGUAUGGAGAGUAAGCCAAGUGUCGGAGAGGUGAAAGCCCAGCUUCUCCCCGCCGGGCUCUGCUAUUUUGAACACUCCACAUCACUGCAGUCCCCAUCAGCUAUGCCAGGACCUGACCACCUGGAGAACUGUCAAAGGAAGACUGACAUGUAUGGUGGCACUGGGGUACAGAGGGACGAGGCUGCUGGGGGCUCAGGGUCGUUGUCCACAGCCCACUAGGAAUGAGACAAGGUCCUCAGUAAGCAAGCGGUUCUGCAGUGAGAGAAGGAAGAAAAAGCUCUUCACAGCCUGAAAGGGCAGCUCUUGAACUAGCAGCCCCUGAAGGAGCAGGAGCCCGAGGUUUUGCCAGGCCUUGGGGGAAGGAGUGGGCUCUGUGAGGUUAAUGGUUACUGUUCACCUGAGCUGGUGGUGUGGGUGCCCUUGGUAUGUGUAAUUAUGGUGGCUAUUGGUUCCAUUAGGCCUGCUUAAGGUAGGGGACAUGUCCCUAGCCCCAUGGGUGAUCUAUGUGUAGUGGGUAAUUUCUUGGUUUUCAAGCUUAUUGACCUGCGGUUUCCAUCAGGCCUGGUCAUUUAAAAUUCCAGCCCAGGAACUUGCGCUGGGUCCCUGGUUUCUACCACUUUGCCUUAAUAAAGCCUAAUGCUCAUUUGG